AUGGCCCUGAAAGUACUACUGUUUUUGAUGGCUACAAUGAAAGUGAGUACGGUACGAAGAAUGCAGAACAUAUUAGAAGAGUCCAAUAAAGCUAAGAAGUACGUGGAUAUUGUUGUAAGUGAUUCAAUUUUUCCUUCUUGUACGCAGUCAGAAUUUCUGAAAAAUACUUCCAACAAAACUAACUUUAUUUCAUUCUUGGCCGUAAAACUUACAGCUGCUAAAUUUAAAGUUCAAAUUUCUCCUGGAGAUGCUGAUACCCACAUCGUGAAUACAGCUGUCAUAUUUUGUACUGAAAAUAAGAAAGGAGUUAUAGUCGGCGAAGACACUGAUCUCCUGGUCAUAAUUAUAACUGUAGUUAGAAUUUAUGGAAAGUUAUCUGGAGCAGCAAAACAACACAGCUACAGAGUUUUUCAUCAAGUCCAGUCUUGGCGUGGGGUCCAACUUCCUGCUACUGAGUGGGGAUGGAUGAAAAAAGAGGGACAACUGUUGCCGGCUCCUACACUAGAGCCUCUGGCCCCCGAAACUAUAUUGAAGUUGGUUUUUUGUAACUGUAAAACUGACUGUGCCCAAAGAUGUGACUGUCGCCGAAGAGGACUUCCAUGUACCCCAAUGUGUGGAAAAUGCAAUAGUGAAGCAUGCAGCAACAGACCUUUCAUGGUAGUUGACGGGGAAGAACAGUUGGAGGUACAAGAAUGCUCCUUAGAAAAGGAUUAUAUUACUGAUCCAAACGAACCUGGGCCAUCCAGAUUAUCCAACUAA
Molecule: messenger RNA, 759 nt
Organism: Psylliodes chrysocephalus
Lineage: Eukaryota; Metazoa; Arthropoda; Insecta; Coleoptera; Chrysomelidae
Source: the annotation of a GenBank genome assembly